AUGAUUGGUGCUGAAGUCGAGUCCCAUUGCUUCGCUGGGUUCUCUGAGUUGUUGACUGUCGAGGGGUUUUGUAGUCGACGUCUAAAUUCUUCUUCUCCACUUCAUUGCCACUUCAAUGUGUUUGGUCCGGGAGUGGUUAAUUGGGUUGCGUGGCAGUUUGAUGCAUGCCUGAUUGUCCUCAAACACUUGAACUGGAGUCGUGACCGAAUAAAGGAGUUGUUCCAUGAUCGACAUGAUUCACAAGCCUUCCCUGAUUGUGGAGUCAAGGGCGAUGUAUUCUGCUUUGGUGGAGGAAAGUGUGACGACCAAUUGUCUCUUCGAAUGCCAACAGAUGGGGCUUCCUCCCACGAUUCAUAUGUAUCCGCUUGUCAACUUUUGGUCCCCAAGUUAUUCACCAGUUGGAGUUUGACAAGCUUUCUCCUUGGUGUUACCAUUGGCCAAGAAUUCAUUGGUGCAGACCCAGCGACUCUUGAUGGGUUUUCUCCCGCUAAAGGAUUUCUUUCUGGGUCGUCGUCAUGUUGUGGGGCAACCGGAGGAGGUGGAGCAGCGUUAUGUCUCCUGAUUCUAUCUUUGGGAGCUGCUGGCGGAUCAUCCUGUUCUGGUGCAGGAGCAGAGGUAUCUCUUGUUCUUGGGCGUCGCCCUCCCCGUCCUCUGGACCAUGUUCCUGUCAUCUUCCCUCCUUGCCGGAUCCAACAGGGACUUGGCAAUGAUAUCUUCUUUCAGGAACUUCUAGUCUGGACUGAUUUGUUUAUUGUUCCACCGUACAUUCUCCCAAAUUGUGGUGCGGCACAACUCUAUCACUUUCCAGUUACGGGGGUCGUAGAAGAUCCAGUUCUUGCUUCCCUGCUCCUGGUUGUACCCGACAAACACAUCCUUUCUAGCUCUGGGGCUGAAAGCUCCUUGUCUUUCAUGCUUAUUAAGAUGUACGAAGGCUACGGACCCAAAGCUUCACAAGUGUGCGACAUCAGGGAUCUUGGAGUAGAAGCGUUGUAUUUCUACGUGGUGAUAUCCGCUGUAGUAAUCGAUCAUCACCAAGAUGUGCAGUCCAUUACCGAUUGA
Molecule: messenger RNA, 1059 nt
Organism: Filobasidium floriforme
Lineage: Eukaryota; Fungi; Basidiomycota; Tremellomycetes; Filobasidiales; Filobasidiaceae
Exons: 5
Coding region: 1-1059 (352 amino acids)
Source: RefSeq, a predicted model, not a curated record